AUGAAGUUCUGGAAGAGCUUGAGUAAUUUAAUAGAGGAGACCUUACCUGAUUGGAGAGAUAAGUUUUUAUCUUAUAAAGAUUUGAAGAAACAAUUGAAGUCAAUUUAUCCUAAAGAUGGCGAUAAGCCGCUUAAUAAACGGCCCAGAUUGGAUGAUGAUCAAAUGGACAGUGGUGAGGUGGAGAAGGAGGUGAUCGAUUUUGUUAGGGUUUUGGAAGAUGAGAUGGAGAAGUUUAAUGCGUUUAUUGUCGAGAAAGAAGAGGAUUCUGUUAUCAAGUGGAAGGAGCUACAAGAUAGAGUAGAGAGGUCGAAGGAUUCAAAUGAAGAGCUGAUGAAAGUGGGGAGGGAAAUAGUGGAUUUUCAUGGAGAGAUGGUGUUGUUGGAGAAUUACAGUGCCCUUAACUACACAGGACUGGUAAAGAUAUUGAAGAAAUAUGAUAAGAGAAGUGGAGCUCUGGUUCGCAUGCCCUUCAUCCAAAUGGUUAUGCAACAGCCAUUCUACUCUACUCAUGUACUUACCAAGCUUAUUAAGGAGUGUGAGGUGAUGCUUGAUCGUGUUUUCGCUAGAAAUCAACCAUCAGUCUCCCCUCAAGCUACCGAGGUAGGGAGUUGUGACAUCAAAACUUCAACUGAAAGUGCCGGGAGGUCACUCAGAGUUCCUGACGAACUCCCGGAAAUAGAAUAUAUGGAGAGCUUGUACGUGAAACUAACCCUGUCGGCACUUCGCGUCUUGAAGGAGGUUCGGAGCGGCAGCUCAACUGUAAACGUAUAUUCAUUGCCCCCUUUGCAAAGCAACACGCAGGAGGAGGAUUGGAAGAAAGUUACUGUACUGGAACAAACGGCCAAAUAG
This is a messenger RNA of Dovyalis caffra, 849 nucleotides long. The record is from the annotation of a GenBank genome assembly. Lineage: Eukaryota; Viridiplantae; Streptophyta; Magnoliopsida; Malpighiales; Salicaceae.